CUCUCUCUCUCUCCUCCCAUUUUUUAAGAAAAAGAAAUUUCUCUUUAUGUCUUCUUCACAUGACCUACUUGCCACUCCAUUCAUGUGUCUUGCAGCUUUUGACAUUCUCUUGGCAGACACUAUAACUCACGACUUCCUUAAACUAAAUCUCCUUGUCUUUUGAUCUUCUUUCAUCUUCACCCUUCGCUCUUUCUUCUGCUUAUCUUUAUAAGCCCAACCCAACCUCUGUAAAUAAACAUGUAUAAGAUGGAGAGAUCUUCCGGGGAAAAGGAUAACACAUUUCCUCAAACAAGAAGAACCCCAUCUUUUUCUUCUUCCCUUCUUGAUGCCAUUUAUCGUUCGAUUGACGACAAUGGUGGUGAAGAGGAAUUCUUCAGUCAAUAUAGAGAAACUACGGUAAUCAGGAAACAGAGCACCACCCCCAACUCUGUUUCUACCAGCCAGCGAGAUGCGUUUCUUGAAGAAGAGAAAGAAAUAUCUAAUCUUCGACGAGAUAUCAUGAUUGAAAGCUGGAUGGAGAAGCAAAGCACUCGUAGUUCUAUGCACUCUAAUUCUACUUCCACUUCUUCGGAUUCUAGCUCUGGAUCAGGAGGAAGUGUUGGAGUGUUCUCGUCCUCUGAAGCCGAGUCGAGUGUCAAGGAAAAAUCGACAAGGGUAUCAAGUUUGACCCCACAAAGAAUCAAGCCAAUUUCAGAAAAGCAACAGAAGCCCAAGUGUGAAGGCGGAUUUACCAAGACAAAGCUACGAGCUAUGAAAAUCUAUGGAGAAUUAAAGAAAGUAAAGCAACCAAUUUCACCAGGAAGUCGCAUUGCCAGCUUUCUCAAUUCUAUUUUCACCUCAGGGAGUGCGAAGAAAGUAAAAAUGUGUUCCAUUGGGGCCGUGGAUGAUUUGAGUUCCGAGCGUAAAUCAAAAUCUACAUGUUCUUCGGUGACAUCCUUUUCGAGGUCUUGUUUGAGCAAAACCCCACCCUCAAGAGGGAAACAGAGCAAUAAAAAUAAAAGGUCAGUUAGAUUCUAUCCUGUUAGUGUGAUUGUUGAUGAGGAUUCUAGGCCUUGUGGUCAUAAAUGUAUCUAUGAAGAUGAUCCUGGGUUGAUGCCAAUGCCGGUGCCUCAAAAGAUUGCCAAGAAUUCUGAUGUUGCUAAAGGAGCAAAUUAUAUCAGGAAUUAUCAGAAGAAGAAUAUCGGUGAAUUUGAUUUCAGGGGUUUUCACAGUUAUGUUGAAAAUGAUGAAGAUAGCGACGAAGAUGAUGAGAGUUGCUCAAGCUCUGAUCUUUUCGAGCUAGAUCAUCUUAUUGGAAUUGCAAGGUACAGAGAAGAACUACCAGUUUAUGAAACUACGAGUUUGAAAACAAAUCAGGCUAUUGCUAAUGGCUUCAUCCUGUAAUUCAUGGUGAAAUCAAUCAAUGUAAUUAUUUGUAUGGAUUAAUCAAAUAACUUAUCUUUUAAUCAAUUAUUUCAGUUUCUGUUC
Molecule: messenger RNA, 1467 nt
Organism: Hevea brasiliensis (rubber tree)
Lineage: Eukaryota; Viridiplantae; Streptophyta; Magnoliopsida; Malpighiales; Euphorbiaceae
Product: protein BIG GRAIN 1-like A
Exons: 1
Coding region: 238-1383 (381 amino acids)
Biological process (GO): auxin-activated signaling pathway
Source: RefSeq, a predicted model, not a curated record